Molecule: messenger RNA, 3046 nt
Organism: Callorhinchus milii (elephant shark)
Lineage: Eukaryota; Metazoa; Chordata; Chondrichthyes; Chimaeriformes; Callorhinchidae
Product: testis expressed 15, meiosis and synapsis associated
Exons: 5
Coding region: 1527-2900 (457 amino acids)
Source: RefSeq, a predicted model, not a curated record
AUGCAACAUAUUGCAGACUGUUGUAAUUUUUGGCUUUCUAUUCCACUGACAACUGGUAUUCACUUUGGAGGUAAUGUGGAGGCUUUAGAAACGCUUCGAAAGGAUGUUUGGACACUGGUAAACAAAUACACCAGUUUACCUGAAGAGCAACGUGAUGUGGGUAAACUGGUACAUUUAUGGAUUAUUAUUGACAUUGUAAAUGCAAAGAUUCGCACAAUUCACGGCUGUUUGCUAACAAACAAUAAACUAUUAUGGUUUGGAAUGGAACACAUUCAGUUUAAUGCUGCUAAAAUGCUUGUGUGGCAGAAAAAGAGGAAGAUGUUUGACACAUCAAAUAGUGGUGUAUCCGAAUUAAGAAGUAUUGACCAGAGAAGCAAGUUGAAGGAAUUAAUUGUGGAAUUAAACAGGGAUGCCAUGUGCAUGUUGUACACCUUGACUGCUGCUUCCAUUGGCAAUGCCUUGCAGAAAGGUCCAUCUCAUGGUAACAAGUUCCUUGAUGCUAACACCUCAGUCAAAUUACCAAAUGGUGACUUAACGGAGCAGCAAAUACCUAAGAGUUUGGAGGGUGACCUCGAUCAGACAUCCAAACCUUUUACUUCUGUUGGGAUAAUACUAGAGCGCUCUCGGGCUGCACGUCAGGAAGAAUUGGAGCAGCUCCUGCAAAUAUGUGAGAGGCAGUCGGAGUCAUUGAAGAGAUGCUUUCAGGUUCUACAGCAUGUUGAUGUUGAGAAGGUUUUGGUGACAGAAGCUAUCAUUUUAGACCUGUGUGCCUCCCACAACGCAAGCCCUGUCCUCUUAAAUCUUGAAGCUGUUGAGAUCUACAUUGAGCUGAUUAUGAUGUACGAGACAAUUCACUACCUGAGAAAUUUGAUUGCGCAGCAGUUGAACCAUCCAACAUACAGGGGGAUGCUGUGGUUUGACUCGACCCUCUUUCCUGAAUUGCUUCAAAGCCAGCAAGAUAUCUCCAUUUUUUCACUCUUCCGUAAGAAAUGCUUGAACAAUUCUUGCGCAAUGUUGGAGCAUGCAAUCUCUACACUGCAACAAAAACUGGAUUUAAUCCUUGAGUAUAGGCAAAGCGCAAACUACACAUAUGCAGUCCAGCUUCUAUUAAGAGAAUGCUCAGAGCUAAUUGCAAUAAGGACAUACAUGAAAAGGCACAAACUUUGUGUAAAGAUGUACGUGAAUGCUCCACCUUAUGCAGCCUCAAUAAACUACGGCUGCACUGAAUCCGAACUAACUCACAACUAUAGACAGUUUGGAAUGGUUCUAGAGAAGCUGGUCAAGGCUCCCGAGAAAGAUUUGGGGAAAAUGGCACACGUUAUAGAGGUGAUGAAAAGCAUUAUGAAUAUGAAACAGGUGCUGCUGAAGAUAGUGCCUCAGUCAUUCAUCUUCUCACAUACCAAUUGCAACAGAACAGUAAGAAAAGGCAGCUGUUGGCAAAUGCUGAGAAUUUGCAGGGUUGUUUACUUAAAGUUGAAAAUGACAUUGAUUGUGGUAGGAAGGAGCAUCUAAGUUUGCCUUCAGACAUGACGCACGUCUCUCGAACUUCCAAGGGACCAGAUUUACAAUUGUGUGUCACAAGGAAAAGACAGUUUUGUGAAGUUCCACCUGGAUUUCAUCAAAGAAAACAUGAAGUUGAUGUCCCACCCAUGCCCAAAAGGAGAAUGUGCAAAGACCUCCCUUUGCAGGAUGAGGAGAUCAAAGUUGGAGACAACAUAGAAAUAAAAUUGUCAUCCAAAAAUAUACAAAACCGUAAAGAGUUACAAUCAACAUCCCAAAGUAUGGAGCCAAUGGCUUUAACAACUCCUAAAUCCUGUGUAAAUACCAGAUACUUGACGCAUAAAAUAUCAAGAUUUUCUUCCAGUGAAGUCCAGAGAAACAGCGACAUUCCUUUGACUCCACAAAUUCCUGCUCUUCCGAAAUAUACUUCAGAAGAAUCUACAGUUUCACCUUUAAUUUCUGACUCUCCAAAAAUUGCUUGUGCUAAUAUGCGAACACACUCUUGUUCAGGAUCUCAAUUGACUCAUUUUCUUACUGUAACUCACAAUUGCCAAAGUAAACAGAUCAUUUACCCCAUAAAACACAAGUCGCCAUCACUACGAUCAUGUAAUCCCUCUCAAAGCGUUUUAUAUGAGGAGACUGCUUUUGACUCUUUUGAAAGUAAAGGCCAAACCAUUGAUACCUAUGGCAGAAUUAGAAAACAGCAACUUGAGUUACCUCAGGGUGCAGAAAAUAAUCUGACUGAGCAGAAGAUGAAGAGAAACAACAGCAGUUGUAGGCAACAUCAAAAAAUCCAUAAUCCAUGUGAAAUUCUUAGUUCACAUCUGAUUGAUACACCAAUAAAAAGUAAUAUUUUUCCUGUACAGCCUAGUUUAAGUUCCCAGGCACACACAUCAUUUGACAGUCCUCUUUGUGAACAAUUUGAUGUAAGUAUUCACAGUUCUACUGUCAGAAGUGCAGAUAAUCCACAAAAUCUGCAUUUGCAACCAACAAUACAUGAAAGUUCAAUCUUUCCAAUACUGCACUCUGGCACCUCUUCCCCAGACGGUAUCAUUUCAUCUGAAAUAACAAGUAUAGGUUCUGCUCCGACUGCUUCCUCCACAAGUAAAGAACAUGAAUGUGCUGAUGUAUCAAAGAAUCCACUGUUGCAGUCUAAAACUCAAGUUACAAGAGAUUCUUCCAAAAUUGCAUCAAAUAUUGAACAACUUAGUUCUGUAUCGUUACAAACUACGAACAAACCCGCUAUCACUGAUGGAAUGAUGCGGCCACAUUCUCCAAUCCAGAUACGCAUUCCUGUACAAUUUAUUGGAUUUGGAACCAACUCACAUUUGACGAGUCAUUCCCUUAUCAAACCUUCGUUCCGGACACAGAAAAAAAGCAGAUGGGAUUGCUGCCAAUAAACUGAAGCAUUUUCCUGAAGAAAAUUAGAUUUUUACCAACACGGUGUGAACACUAUUUUGUACACAUUUUAUUUUUCAGCAAAAAAGUGUUAAGUUUUGUAUGGAAACCUUAUUUAUAGGAAUUUUUUGACCGCUUGCAGUAAAUG